This is a messenger RNA of Acipenser ruthenus (sterlet), 5956 nucleotides long. Its product is annotated as beta-1,3-galactosyl-O-glycosyl-glycoprotein beta-1,6-N-acetylglucosaminyltransferase-like. The transcript has 2 exons. Gene Ontology annotation, molecular function: beta-1,3-galactosyl-O-glycosyl-glycoprotein beta-1,6-N-acetylglucosaminyltransferase activity. The coding region runs from base 259 to 1539 and encodes 426 amino acids. Gene Ontology annotation, cellular component: membrane. The record is from RefSeq and is a predicted model, not a curated record. Lineage: Eukaryota; Metazoa; Chordata; Actinopteri; Acipenseriformes; Acipenseridae.
GUACUCGACUAGCUAGCAUUCUGUUCACCGAGCUGUAUUGAGCUAUCGCUUCCUUUGAAUUGGAUUUAUUCUUCGGGGUUGAGAUCAUUUGGUGACAGCUAAGUCGGAGUUAUUAUUUAAAAUUCUAGCGACACUUAAGACUAGUUUUAGCAGUGAAUUUCGUCGAAGCCUGAACUUGAAUCUUCCUAAAUCUUGCUGUAGCCAUAUUGCCAUUACUGAAGAAAAUUAUCUAAAGAGCUAACAUACAUUCAUUGCAAGAUGUUGAUGAGGAGGUUAACCAUGCAAAGGAAAAGUGGGAAAAUGGUUUUGAUUGGAAUCUUCAUUUUAACCACCAUCUGCUUGAUUAAUAUUCAAACAAAAGAGAAUGUUGAACAGUACAACAGGCUGGAGCUCACGCAGGAGGAUGACAAUAAAAUCAACUGCACAAGAAUUAUUGAGGGCAAUGCUGAUGAGAUUGAGCAGGCUAAGCUUCAGGUGAUCACAGUUAAUUAUAAAAACAAACACAGACCGAAAACUGAUCAAUAUUAUAUUGAUCUUACCAGAAACUGUGGGAACUUCACAAAGGUCCGCAAGUACUUAACAUUUCCUCUCAGUGAAGAAGAAAAAGAAUUUCCCAUUGCAUAUUCAUUAGUUGUUCACCACAAAAUUGAUACAUUUGAAAGGCUUUUAAGGUCCAUAUACGCACCUCAUAAUUUUUACUGUGUCCACGUUGACAGAAAAUCCCCAGAAUCCUUCUUGGCUGCUGUGAGAGGAAUUGCAGCUUGCUUUGGGAAUGUUUUUGUUGCCAGUCAGCUAGAAAGUGUUGUUUAUGCAAGCUGGAGCCGGGUACAGGCAGAUAUCAACUGCAUGAAAGACCUUCAGAGAAGGAGUUCGACGUGGAAGUACUUUAUCAACCUCUGCGGCCUGGAUUUCCCUAUAAAAACCAACCUGGAAAUAGUUAAAAUACUGAAGGGGCUGAAUGGGAGGAACAGCCUGGAAACUGAAACAAUGCCAUCUCAUAAAGAGGCAAGAUGGAAGAAACAUUAUGAAGUUGCUGAUGGCUCAAUAAAUAAAAAAAACAUUGACAAGGCUCCUCCACCAAUUGAAACUCCAGUGUUUGCAGGUGGGGCCUACAUAGUGGUUAGCAGGAACUUUAUUGAACACAUAUUGGAAGACCAGAAAAUACUUAAAUUUAUGGACUGGGCUUAUGACACCUAUAGUCCUGAUGAGUUCUUAUGGGCAACGCUGCAAAGAACUCCUGGUGUCCCUGGCUUUAUUCCAGUCAAUUCAAAGUAUGAUGUCACCGACAUGAACUCUGUGUCAAGGUUUGUUAAAUGGAGCUAUCAUGAAGGAAGCAUGUCCAAAGGAGCCAUGUACCCACCAUGCACUGGUGUGCAUGUAAGAUCAGUAUGUGUGUAUGGAGCAGGGGAUUUGAACCAUAUGCUGAAACAACAUCAUUUAUUUGCCAAUAAAUUUGAUACAGAUGUGGACCCCAUUGCCAUUCAGUGCUUGGAAGAACAUUUAAGACAUACAGCUAUUGUUGAAGCUACUAAACGUUAAAAAAGUCAUCUCAUUAGGGCUGAUUUUCAAAGCUUUUUACUCCAAAGUAUAAAUUAGUCAUUUUUUUCUAAAGGUUAAAAAAACAUUCAAGUUACAAAAUAAGGAAUAAACUUAAUUCAGUUGCCUUAAAUUAAAUACCUGCUGCGUUUAUUUCUAUUUUUUUUAAAAAACUUUUAACAGGUGUUUUUUCUGCUUUGAGUAAAUUGAACAAUUUACUCUUUGGUGUUAAAAUGCUUUGGCAAUCUGCCACAUUGUGUUUUAAGAGUUAUUACCCUUAUUUAAAAUCGACUAUCAUGUUUUAAUAACCUUUGCUGAUCACGCAAAUGCAUAUCCCUAGACUAACAUACUAACAUAUAUGUCAUGGGACAUUGAUAGAAGGCUUUAAUAAACCCUGUGGACACAAAAACAGAAUACCUUUGACAAAUGGAAUGUAGAAUUAUAAUUUAAUUCUAGCGUGGGCUCCUAAUAGAGAAAAUUGCACCACCACUGAGCUCUACAUAAAGGCUUAACUACAGUGAUCAGAUCAGGUUUAUCAAUUUUAGGAGGCAGUUUUAAACAGCACCUUGAUAUGGAGGGCAGGAUUUUCAAAAAACAGUGUUACUGUAUUGAACUCGUGGUAUAGUAACGAAAGCUUUAGUAGCAAGUGAUUUUAAAAUGAAAUGUGUUAAUUAAAUCAAUCCAUUAAUGCUUUGAAUUUGAGUUGAUGAGGUAGUUUAUGAACGCAUUUCUUGUUAAAAAACUUGCAGGCCAUGUACAUCACUUCCUGUCUCAACGACUAAAUAAGGGGAACUCGUUAAUCAAAAUGCAUGUUAACGAGAAAAAAUUAAUGGCAGCAUAAUUCGCUGUUAUGGAAACUACUAGCAUACAGCAAGACAGCUCUCACCUGCGAGCAGCAGCCAAAUGGAAAUGAAAUAAAAAUAAAAAAAAUAUGGGAAUAUCUAUUUUGUGUAUAAUUUGUAAAGUUCAUUUAAAAUUGUGCAUUUUGUUAUGCAGAAUGUACAUUUAUUUAGAUAAAUUCACAUAUGCAAUUCUGAUUUACGAUCAUCUGGCGUGGGUAAAAAUCAGACGGCACAGAUUAAAAAAAAACAUUUUUAUUUAUUUUUUGGAUGGGGCGGGGGCGGGGAGGUAAGCCAUCUAUCUAUUGGAUGGAAUUUAUUUUAUGUUAACAUCUACUUUUGUAUGUAUUUUAGUAUGUAUGAUUGUAGGCUAGAAAUAAAUACGUUUGAAGUGUCAUUUGUGUUUGUAGUUAGUUAUUAUACAUUUGUUAAGCUUGUAAAAUUAUGAUAGAACUCCCUAACCCAAUACACAAUUUGUUUAUAGUUAAUUGUUUGGUGAAUUCCUCUAAUCAUGCAUUUUCUCUGGUACUGUUUGCUCGCCUCCGCAAUAAAUAAACUCAACAUGAAUAGAAGUAGCAUCGAACACUUACAGUAACAAAAGGAGAUGUUAUAAUAUGUGCAUACAGAUGUGUGAAGUUGAGUGUACACUGUACAUACAGUGCGGGGGAGUCUGAUAAAAUACUUUAGGUAAAAUCCAUGUCAAUGAUCUCCGUGGAAAGCAAGCCCCAUAUUGCACUUUUUAACUAUUAGACAAAAUGUUUACAGAAUACUUAACAACUGCUAUUAGGACCAUGCUGCAUGAUUUGUUUAUUAUUAAUAGCGUUAUAAUUAAACAAUAACAAAUCAUGUUUUUAUUUACAAUGAAGGGAAAACAUGUUUUUGCUGACUUUAUAAGCUUUUGGGCGACACAGUAUAGGUUACCUUCAUUGUAAAUAAAAAAUGUGAUUUGGCAUAAUUUAAUGAUGACGCUAUUCAUAAUAAAUUAAUCAUGAUUAUAACAGCAGUAUUCUGUAAAUAUUUUGUCUAAUGGUUCAAAAGUACAGUGUGCGGCUGUUAGGUCUUGUUUUAAAAAAAUAUCGGCAAGGACAUUAUAUACAAACCAGUGGAAAGUGUGUAUAUGUAGGUAGGUAUGUGUGUGUGUUUAAUAGAGAUAGAAUACAUGCAUGUCUGUGUGUGUUCUGGUAAUUAAGUGAAUACAUCUCAUUCAUAACCACAAGUAUAUAAAAGUCUAAAAUAUUUCCAUAACUACAAAUAUUGAAUUAUCUAGGUAGUCUCUGUAUUGCCAGUGUCACAGCCGCAGUCUGUUAAAUUUCUGUUUCAAGGUGAGUUAUAGUCGUUUGUUAAUUAAAACCCUCCUUUUCCAAGUGCAAAUUAACGCCUGAUAAAUGAUGACAGUUAACACGGAUUUGCUUUUAAAUUCCCAAACAAACAAAAGAAAUAGUAGCAAAAAGCACAGCACAUUAAAAUAUUAACAUUAUUUCGUAAAUCAGCAGUUUCGGAAAUCACGUUAGCAUGAUUCUUUGAUAACUAGAUAGGCAUAACGACCUCUUGAAAAUGCCAAAAUGAAUGGUACAUACCGAUUUCUUGAUUAACACUGGAGUUAUCAUUUACAACUUUUUGAAAAUCCUGCCCAGAUAAUCUUAAUUUAUGUACAGGUAUUCUUGCUGUUUUGAUUCACUUUCUAUCAUUGACUAUUUUUGUCAGAAUAUCCUCUGUAGCCUUUUCUAUUUUAGUCAUCACCCCCGUGGCCUCAAAUUAGUCCACGGUAUCAGGUCUAAGCUCCAAGUACAGCUGGUACACUGGCUGACAGCAUAUCACUUGGUUAUUGUUUGGUUAUUGACAGGAAAUAAGCCAGUGAAGGGGUAAGGACAAUUUCAUCGUCCAGGUGAAAUGACCCUAAAAAUGCACAAGAGUCUAAAAGCAUGGCUUGCAAACUGAGAUUUCUUAGUAGUACCUUAUAGUAUGUUUUAAACUAAAAAUACAUAUUUGUAACAUUCUACAACUUCAUUCUGUAAGUCUUGCUGCAAGUUGAUGUUAAACCCCGUAUUUGUCUUUUUGAACAAAUUCGUGGAACCAACACGUUUUUAUGUUUUCAUUGUUCUAAAACAAAUCUUGCUCAAUGAGUUAGGUUUAAGAGAUUUUACUUCAACUCUAUAGGUGGUCGCUCAAGCUUGAUGUUGUCGGUAGCCAUAAUACGGGAGUCCACUGGCAUGUAUUCCCAGCAAUGCAAGUUCUUAGACAUUUUGGGCUACAAACAUGACUUUGCCCUUGUUUGGUACCCAUGAUAGAUGCUACUUAAAGCAAGUGUACAAUUCAUUGUAUCUUAUUGUUAAGGGACAGAAAAGUCUAGGCUUAAAGCAAUCAGCUAUCCGAUAAUCAAAAAAAUAUAUAUAUCUUUCUGUGCUUUGCAAAGGGCUUUGUUAUUUAUUUAUUUAUUUAUUUAUUUAUUUAUUUGUUUGUUUGUUUAUUUAUUGCAAAGGGCUGUAUUUUUUAAAUUUGUAAUAGCUUCAGUAUUUUUUUAUAACCUUGCUUAAAACAACUAAACUAUAAUAUAUGGUUUAGUUGUUUUUAUACGAUAUAUGAUUUUAAAACAACUAAAUCAUAAUAUAAUUUUAUGAGUCAAAUGGCAAUGAAGUUGAAUAAAUGGUGUCACAUGAAAAAAUAAGUGCAGAGUGAAUGUGCUGUAGACUAUAUUUGUAAAUCAAAUCUAUUGUUUUUAAUAGGUAGGGUUCUGCCCAUUCAGUAGCUACUAUGCAUACCGAACCCUACAGAGUUCAAUCCUGUCUCUCUCUCUCUCUCCAUUUUUUUUUUUAUUUCUUUAGAAAUGCAAUUUUAAGACGGGCAAUGCAUGCUAUUGAAUUGCGUAUUUUCUAAUGUACACUAACUUUUAUAAAUAAAAUCAAAGAGAAUUAAUACUUUACUUAUCAAAAUCUGAUUUUUAAUGAAACACCGAAAGUUCAGUUAUCAACCAAUCAAUUAAUCAACCCCCUUUAAACCGUCUAUGUCAAAUGGGAAGACAUUUGCAUUUUGGGUAAGUAUGAAAUAUGACUAGUGGCCUGUUAUUGCUUUUCUCACAGAAUAUACAGGUUCAGCUUUUCUGUUGGUGCUUUAUGUCUGGCUGCUUACAUUUCAAGACACUGGUUGAUUCCUGCUCAUAAAUUACACAAGAAAGAUUGGCACAUAGUUGCCUUAAUAGAUUUCACCAGAAAAAAGAGCCUGGUGUGUAUAUUGGCAUAUUCCUUGUAAUACCAAGUAGUGAUUCUUUAAUAAACUGUGACAGUAUUUUAAAUGAAUAUCAAUUAAAUCACCCAAUCAAGCACUACAAAGUACUUUGAUGAGCAUGUUCAUGCACCUUGAAGUCAGGAUUUUAGAAUAAAAUAUGUUUGUAUUCUUGUUACAGUUAUUGAAGAAUUUUUUGAGUUGUCCUUUUCAUAUGAUGUAAUCAAUGGUAUGCUAUGCUGUUUAUCAAGCCAAAAUACAUUUAUCAUUUCACUUCUCUUUUGUAAUUUCUAUACCGUGUGAAUAAAGUUUAUUUAAAUGUUGCCUAUUUUUAAGACAGGAUAUAUAAUCUAUUCAGGGAU